GAUCUAAUUACUCUACACUAAAAUUAGAAAAUUUGCAGCAACAGAAUUAGAGAAACGGUCCCCUUAAGAUAGAACCGUCUACACGUUUAAAUUCCAUUAACGCUGAGUUAGAUUUUUCAAAAAAAAUGAAGAGUGGUUAGGGAGGAGAAGAGUGAGAGAAAAGGACAAGCAUAUCGUUGGCAUAAUAUCCCAUUUGACUAUACUGAAAAAGUUAGCAGACAUGACACCAAUCGCCAUCUCCACAAGCACUAGAUGUGCUAUAAAACCUCUAUCACUCCCCAUUUUCUCUUCCAAUUUCCUUCUCCUAGAUGGAAAACUGCUAUUGGCCGCAUGAUGCACCGCCAUGGCUCCUAUCCCCCGCCGCCGCCGCCGACGACAGAGCCGCCUCCGCUUCUAGAAGCCACAGCGAAGCAGAGAAGCGGCGCAGGGACCGAAUCAAUGCGCAGCUCUCCACUCUCCGGAAGCUCAUCCCCAAAUCCGAAAAGAUGGACAAGGCAGCUCUGUUAGGGCACGUGGUGGAUCACGUGAAGGAGCAGAGGCAGAGAGCGAAGGAAGCGAGCAAGAGCAGCAGCAGCAUGCCGAGCGAGAUCGACGAAGUGAUCAUCGACCAGCACCACGAAUCGGAGCACAUCAAGGCAUCAAUCUGCUGCGACGAUCGCCCCGAGCUCUUCGCGGAGCUCAAGGCGGCGCUGAAGCCGUUAGAAGCCACCAUUCUCGAAGCCGAGGUGACGAGCUUGGGAGGCAGAAUCAAGGCCAAUUUCAUCAUAUCUGCUGCAAUGGCGAACCAACACACGCUCAAAAUGGCCUUGACCCGACUCCUCAUCUCGUCCGGAUCCGGAUCGUCCGGUUACGGCACCCGGAGCAAGAGGCAGAGGUUCUUCUAUCCCACUUCGCGUUGAGUUGAACUAAUUUAUUUCUUUCUUUAUUAUUUUUAUUAAAUUAAUUAAUUAAUUAAUUAAUCCAUCAAUUAUAGUUUAGUGUGUGAUAUGAAAUGAAAGGUACACUUCUCCUUUAUGUACCUAAUCAUGGAGAAAUGUACGUGUUUGGUCUAUAUAGUGUGUUUGAGUGAAGUAGGAGGAUUCUUUCUUAAUAUUUGCCUAAUUAAUAAUUGUGGGGAAAAGAAGAUUUUCCACAAUAGGGGGGGAAAUGAUAUUGGUCGAGGGAAAUAGGAAAAAAAAAUAGUGUGGAAUAUUUGGAAAUUUGGAAUUUGUCGGACAUCGCUAAUUUUGCAAAUAUUUGUUGGACACCAACUCAGUUGAGUUGAUGAGUUGUACACGUAUCACAUGUACGAAUUUUACAAGCAUUUAAUUAAGUUUUUUAAUCA
Salvia miltiorrhiza (redroot sage) is the source of this 1324-nucleotide messenger RNA. RefSeq names its product transcription factor bHLH51. Lineage: Eukaryota; Viridiplantae; Streptophyta; Magnoliopsida; Lamiales; Lamiaceae. The transcript has 2 exons. Bases 309 to 899 code for a protein of 196 amino acids. Gene Ontology annotation, biological process: regulation of DNA-templated transcription. The record is from RefSeq and is a predicted model, not a curated record. Gene Ontology annotation, molecular function: DNA-binding transcription factor activity; protein dimerization activity.